Xyrauchen texanus (razorback sucker) is the source of this 5774-nucleotide messenger RNA. RefSeq names its product AP2 associated kinase 1a (gene aak1a). Gene Ontology annotation, biological process: protein phosphorylation. The transcript is spliced from 18 exons. Gene Ontology annotation, molecular function: protein kinase activity; ATP binding. The coding region runs from base 792 to 3074 and encodes 760 amino acids. The record is from RefSeq and is a predicted model, not a curated record. NCBI's taxonomy places the organism in Eukaryota, Metazoa, Chordata, Actinopteri, Cypriniformes, Catostomidae.
GUCACUGGCUCUGGAUGGACGAGUCCGUCUUAACGCGUUGUUUAUUCUUCUCAUCAACCUGUGUAUCACUUCUUUUCCAGUAGACAAUGAGCGAAGAGUAUGAUUCACUUUGCUUAGGAGAAAGUCCGCCGAACCCGACACAUCCCUGCGCAUAUGAUGCAUUUCCUGGUUUUCGGCUGAACAACGCAUGCGGAUCAGCGGAGAGGAUUGAAUGAGCGAACGCAGAGGAGAGAGCAACUCCUGAAUGCUGGGCUUCCGAUUAUCCGAUCGUCAUUACGGAUCUAGCAAUCGAGGAAUAAUCCGUGCAUAAUAAAAGACAACGUGCCAGAGGGACUAUUAAAGUGGAUCUUGAAACAGAGCUGCUGUCUCGAUUGUGAAGGAAACGCAUCAGCUGGCUGGACUGCAUGGCUCCUUUCGCACUGACACUCAUCCAACUCUGAUCUUUUAUAAGCGGCAUGUGUAGGUACACAAGUAUGAAGUAAUGUCAAUGGUGACUCACCCUUCUGGGCUACUGGUCUAAUACACGAUUGCUUCCGUUUGUAUCUUAAUCAACUGAGUAUUUGCGUCAGAUCAGUGAAAUUAAUGGAACUUGCGCUGAUAAUGUGAGGAGGCUCCGCUGAGCUCGCAUCUACCUCGGUUAUCUGUGCUGUAUUUUCUUGGACUGUGUUGUAUUAAGAUUGCUGUAUAUCACCCACCAGCUGUCAAACUUUGCUGGAGUCGGAGGACGACGUAUAAACAGGAAUCUAGCUGUAUUUCAUGAUUUGAUACUUGAAUUAAUUUGUUGACUGACAAUGAAGAAGUUCUUUGACACCCGCCGGGAGAUGGUGGGCUCCGGGCCCGGUUCUGGAGCCGGUGUAGGCGGCAGCGCGGGGUCCGGCAGCGGCGGCACUUUUGUCGGACGGGUUUUCACCGUAGGACGGCAUCAAGUCACCGUGGAGGAAACAGUGGCGGAGGGUGGUUUUGCCAUUGUAUUUCUGGUAAGAACUCACCAGGGCCUCCGCUGUGCGCUGAAGAGGAUGUAUGUCAACAAUGAAUACGACCUUCAAGUGUGCAAGUGGGAGAUUCAAAUUAUGCGGGAUCUUGUGGGUAACAAAAACAUAGUUGGCUUCCUGGACUCCAGCAUCACAGCAGUGGGUUCAGGAGAUGUUUGGGAAGUUCUCAUACUCAUGGACUUCUGUAGAGGUGGGCAGGUAGUGAAUCUGAUGAAUCAGCGUUUACAGACGGGAUUCAGUGAAUCAGAGGUGCUGCAGAUCUUCUGUGACACUUGUGAAGCCGUUGCACGACUGCAUCAGUGCAAAACUCCCAUCAUCCAUCGGGACCUCAAAGUAGAAAACAUCUUGCUGCAUGACAGAGGUCAUUAUGUGUUGUGUGAUUUUGGCAGUGCCACUAACAGAUCCCAGAAUCCUCAAGCAGAAGGUGUGGCGACUGUAGAAGAGGAGAUCAAGAAGUACACUACUCUUUCAUACCGGGCCCCAGAAAUGGUGAAUCUCUAUGGGGGGAAGGUUAUCACUACCAAAGCAGAUAUAUGGGCUUUAGGCUGUUUGCUGUAUAAGUUGUGUUAUUUCACAUUGCCGUUUGGAGAGAGUCAGGUGGCCAUUUGUGAUGGCAGCUUCACCAUUCCAGAUAACUCUCGCUACUCUCACGACAUUCACUGUCUUAUUCGUUACAUGCUGGAACUGGACCCUGACGUAAGGCCUGACAUCUACCAGGUGUCAUAUUUUGCUUUUAAACUUGCAGGGAAGGAAUGCCCAGUACAGAAUUUCCAUAAUUUAGCCAUUCCAGCCAAACUCCCAGAGCCAAUCAGAGCCAGUGAAGCUGUGGCCAAGAAGAGUCAAAACAAGGCCAGGCUCACUGAUCCAAUCCGCACGACUGAGACUUCAAUAGUGCCACGGCAACGACCCAAACCCGGCCAGGCUCAACCAAUUACAGGCAUCCUGCCCAUACAACCAGCCCUCACGCCUCGCAAAAGAGCCAGUGUGCCCACAGGACCUGCCCAGCCAAUCAAUGUUAAUAUAGCCGCCCAGCCUGUUGCUCCUGGCCAAUCACAGAACCCUCAGCUUCAACAGAUUCCUGUUCCUCCGCAACAAGCCAUUCCCAAUCCAAUACAGGCCACUCCCUCUCCAUCUCAGACCACACCCCAGCAUGGACAACUUUAUGUGCAACAUCAAACUGCAGCUUUCUUUACUGCUCAACAACAGUCUGUCUCUCUGAGUCAUGGGGCGAAUAAAGUAGGCUCUUUGACUCCUCCCUCUUCUCCUAAGAAUGCCCCAAAGGGAGGGCACAGACGAAUUCUGAGUGACGUCACACACAGCACCAUAUUUGGAGUUCCUGUAAGCAAGUCCACUCAACUGCUUCAAGCCGCCGCAGCUGAGGCCAGCCUGAACAAGUCCAAGUCAGCUAGCACAACUCCCUCUGGUUCUCCAUGCUCAUCGCAGCAGAGUGUUUAUCAGUCAGGGGAUGUGCCAGGCUCCACGGCUGGAUCCGCAGCAUCCUGGAAUCCCUUUGGUGAUGAUAAUUUCUCUAAACUCACAGCUGAAGAGCUGCUCAACAAAGACUUUGCUAAACUUGAUGCUAAUACAGCAGAAAUGGCCUGUUCUGAAAAUCUGAUUCCUGGGUUUCAGCCUGUAUCUUCUAAUAAAGGAUUUCUCCAGGGACCAGUUGGGAUGGAUUCUCUGAUUCCUGGUCUGGACCCUCUACAGACUGAACCUGGGUCAGCCACACUACCAGAAUCCUUUGUAUCAGGAGAUUCUCUUUUGAAUGGUCCUCUUCUCUCUCACCCGUACUCUGGGGCUCAAAUACUGGCUUCACCCCCCUCGUCUAUGGACCAGUUUACCCCUGUUGCUCUGAGCAGUGGACAAUCCCUCCAGGCCUCUGAUCCGGCUCACUUCCUCUCUGGCUUCCAGUCCACUGGGACUGGGGACCAAAGCUCUGAUAACCAGUUUGACCCAAUUCCAGUGCUUUCCAAAACCUCCAGUCAAGGUGGUCAUUCUCACAGCAACAGUGGCAGUUCUGAGACCAGUCUGCCUUCUCUGACACGCUCUCUUCUGCUGGUGGACCAACUCAUCGACUUGUAGAGGAAACAGAGAGAGAGAGAGGGAGGGAGGGAUGGAUGGGGCAACUGGGGAAGGUUUAAAUACACUAACAGAGUUUAGAAACCUCAACCUUGGGUAGUCCAUAAAACCCUAGUUGUCUUCUUCCAGUUGACCCUAGAGGAUCCUUUCCCAUAUUUUACUCUGGCUUUCUGUUCCCAUUUGCUCUGAUUCUGCUGACCCAGAAAUAUUCUCACGACUCCAUCGUUGAUCAAUCCUUCACUUAACCAAAGAUAAUUUAUAUUCCAAAAAUGUACAGCUCAACUAGGAUUGAUAUGAAGUGACAAAAUAUUAAAUAAUUUAAAUAAGUCAAAAUGUUCUCACUUUUGUUCAGUUCUACAAACCCCUGUGUAUGUCCUCUACAGCCUUGCAAUGCAAAAAACCUUGUUAAAUCAAUGGAUUUGCAGCAUUUGUUGAUACAACCUAAACUCUAGCAUGUAAGCAUGCAUAGAAAGCCAAAAGCAAAUGUCAGGAAAUCUGAAAAUAAUUGCAGUCAUUUAAAAGUGAUCUUAAAAGUUUCCCAACCUACAUUAUGGGAUUGUCCUUUGGCCAGUCCUAUAAAAUUGUGUGUGUGUCCUAUAAAGAUCUAGACAUGCAGUAGUAGCUAUAAACAGCAGCACACAACAUUUUGAAAUGCAUUCAUGUACUCUCUCAUAGCUCUAUAGAUUCUUAAGACACUUGUAUUUAAUUCCUGUGAUUUUCAUGAUUAGUUUCAGUCAUUCUGUCUCUUCCCCCUCCAUUCAUUUGUUAAUUUACUUGUUCACUUCUUCUCCGCUUCUUUUUAUUUUGCUAUAUCUCACUUAUUUGUGUCCAUGUGGCAAUUGUUACACUUGCUACUACCCCUAUAAAUAAAAGAUUAUAUCGGGGGUAAAUGCGAGUGUCUAUAGUAUCAAUGUAAGAACUGAGAAUCUGUAUAAAAUGUGUGUUAUUAUUAUGCUAUUUAUUAUAAGAUAAAGAUUAUUUAUCUUUGUGUAAGGCCACAAGAUCUAAUGUUUGUUUUUGUCAUUUUGAAAUUUAUUUUGUGUCUGUGGUUCUCCUUUGUUGUUCUUCUCGGGGUCUUUCAUGUGAAGGAUGUUUUGGAUAGACUUGAAUAUUUACUGUAGAUAGUGACAUCACAAUUUUGCUGAGAUUCAGUGUUGAAUAAAGUUUGAUCCAUAAAGCUCUAAGAAAUGUAGAUACAGAGUGUUGCUUGCUAAAAAAAGUAAAGACUAACUUUCACGAGGAUAGGGUGUUGGAAGACAAUCUACCUACAGUAGCACCAGUUAUUUUUGAGUGCAUUUUACGAAACAGUCAAGAAAUGAUAUGCUCAUAUUUCACCCAAAAAUCGAAAGAAAUCUAAUACAACCAACACAACAACCUUUUUUAUUACAUUAUUUUCAUGACAAUGAAGCACCUCAACCCAUUAUUCAAUAUCCAAUGCAGAAGUAGAAGGAAAAAUCUCAAUCUUUAUUAUUUCGAAAAACCUCCCUCUUUUUACUGUAAUAUGGAAAAAUCUCAUUGUCUUUACUGUAAUGCAGGAAAAAAUAACUAUAUUAUAUAUUUGUAAACAAUUUUAUACUUAGAAUUGUAAGUAUACCAUAUAUACACAGAUAAGCCACAACAUUUAAACCACCUGCCUAAUAUUGUGUAUGUCUCCCUCGUGGUGCCAAAACAGCGCCAACCCACAUCUCAGAAUAGCAUUAUGAGAUGCUAUACGUCUCAACACAAUUGUACAGAGCGGUAAUAUACAAUAUUAGAAAGGUGGUUUUAAUGUUGUGGCUGAUCGUUGUAUAUAUUUAUUUAACAUAAAAUUAAUGAGAAUUAGAUUGUUUGGUGAAAAUACUUAGUUGUCCUAAAAAUAGGAUUCAUUUUGUUUUGUAUGGAAAUUAAAAUGUCAUAUUUUUCGAUUUUCAGGUGAAAUAUGAUGAAAACGUUUCUUUUUGAGGGUUUCGUUUUAGCCGUUACUUUCUCUUAUAAGCUUGCUAUUAUUAAUCCUAUUCAAUUAAAAAUAUAAGAAGAUAUGUUUAUUUCAUGUUAUCUGUUUCAUUACAUUGAGCCAGAGCCCAUGACGGACAAAUACUCCUGAGGUCUUGCCUGUGAGAGAUAAAACCGAGUUUGAUUCAUUCUUGAGAGAACAUUCCCAAAGCAGAUGCACACAAAUGACGACAAUGUCAUGUUGUACAGACAUAUCAAAGAUAAAAGAAUAUAUAAUGUCUAUAUGUACAUGGCAUUUUCAUAUUUGAAUAUGUGGAACAUUUUCAUUCAUUUCUUUUGAGAUAUAACUGCAUAGAUGCAUCGGUAGAGCAUUAUUGUAUAAUGAUACAUUUAUAUAAAGGUUUUCUAUGUUGUCCACCUGGUAUAUUUUUCUUUUUCUUUUCCCUGCUUAUCUUUUCUUUAGUCUUUACCUGUGCUGGUUUAAUGUGGCUAACCUAUGCAAUCUGACUGUAGUGCUUUAUAUUACUCUUAGAAAUGCACCUAGUGGUGUGGCAAAAGUAGUCUUGUGUUGUGCAUAAUCUUGCAUUGCAGUGUGUAUGAUUUACAGUCUAUAUCAGGGGGUACAGUAAUGACGACGACCAAUCUAGACCAAAAAAAAGGUCUUCUCCAUACUGGAAUGCUGUCAGUUCAUAUGCAUUUUUGGAAUGAUGCAGUGUGUUCAUUUUUAUUUUUUAAAGGAGAAUAUUAAAUAAAGGUGUCGAUAUAAAUGGA